Molecule: messenger RNA, 6105 nt
Organism: Closterium sp. Naga37s-1
Lineage: Eukaryota; Viridiplantae; Streptophyta; Zygnematophyceae; Desmidiales; Closteriaceae
Source: the annotation of a GenBank genome assembly
AUGGGCAUCGCGUGGUCGCGCUGGCUCGACGUGCUGCACGGUGGCGAGUCGGAGGGCGUGCCGCCCGCCGUGCCGGCGAUGGUGCAGCGCGCGUACGACCAGUACGCGGACGACAACGGCGUGAUGACCAGCAAGGCGCUGCUCAAGUUCUUUCAGGAGUUCCAGCAGGACAAGGGCGUGCUGCACGGCCCGAUGGCGAACCUGCUGCUCUCCUUCCCCUCGUCCAGCGCCAAGCCCGCGGACGGCAUCCCCCAGGUCAACCGCAGCCGGUCGCACCGCGCGCAGACGCAGGGGCACCGGCACUCGCGCACGCUGACGCGGUACUCGCUGACGCUGGGCGGCAGCCGCAUGAAGGCGCAGGCGGAGCCCAACGCGGACCAGUUCCUCCACGUGCUGCUCGCCCCGCUGCUCACGCCCGCCCUCGCUAACCGGGUGAGUGCGGACAUGCGGUUACCGCUGUCGCACUACUACAUAUACACGGGGCACAACUCGUACCUCAAGGGCAACCAGCUGACGAGCGACAGCUCCGUGAAGCCCAUCGUGAAGGCGCUGCGGCGCGGUGUGCGCGUCAUUGAGCUCGACCUCUGGCCCUCCAGCGACAAGUCUGAAAUCCUCGUCAUGCACGGCGGCACGCUGACGCGGCCCGUGGGGUUUGCGGAGUGCAUAAGCGCGAUAAAGGAGCACGCGUUCGCCGUGUCAGACCACCCCGUCAUCAUCACCCUCGAGGACCACCUCCCUCCCCCUCUGCAGGCCAUCGCUGCCCAGGCGAUGUGCGAGGUGCUGGGCGACAUGCUGUACAUCCCCGAGGACGAGUCCCCCCAGGGCGACUUCCCCUCGCCCUACUCGCUGCGCCGCCGCAUCCUCGUCUCCACGCAGCCGCCCAAGGGGCCCAAAGAGCUCUCCACCGUCGUCGCCCCUGUUGGAUCCUUCCGGGAAGUUGCGGGCGUUGAACCAUGCUCUCCACCUUGCGUGUCCCCACGUAAUCGUGAUGUGGCACGUGUUGACUCGCCUGCUGAUGUGGCACGUGUUGACUCGCCCACUGAUGUGGCACGUGCUUCCUCAUCUGCUGAUGUGGCGCGCGCUUCAUCAUCGGAUGAUGUGGCAAGUGGCCGUGUUGUUAAUGGUAUGGUUCGCACUCUACCCGCUGCUGACGUGGCAUGCAACUCCCAUGGUGCUGAGCUGGCACGGGGCCAGACGGACUGGCUAUCAUUCAGAGACCUGGCAGAGGGGUCAUCAUCUGCAACGCUGGCUUCGGGUGGUGGUGGUGGUGCUGCUGCUGCUGCUGCUGCUGCGCCCCCGCACUCACAUCCUCUAACACACUCACAUGCGCCUGCCAGCAUCAGCCAGCUAUCGGGCAUAGAGGAGAUGGCGGAUGACCCAGGAGGAAAGGGAGGAGGUGCAAGGGCAGCGGGGGAGGGCAGUGGUGCGGAGGCAGGGGCAGCAGAAGGGGGGAGCGGGCGGGCGCGGGGGGGGCGAGAGUCCUUUUCCUUCCCCGUGGCGGCGGAGGGGGGCGAGGGUGGGGGGGGCGACCCCAGUGUGGCGCUGGGGGCGGCGCUGAGCAUGGGCAGCAGGCACCGCAGCAGCAGAGGCAGUCCUGUGGGCGGGCCAGGAGGGUUUUCUCGGCGCAUCAGAGGGAUUCCGUCUCGAGGCAGUGGCAGUGGGCUGGGGUGGGGCAGCAUGGGGCACAGCAUGGGGCACAGCAUGGGGCACAGCAGUGGGCAGUGGUCGGGGCGGUCGUUGCAGCUGCACCAGGUGGACGAGACGCACCUCCACCAGGUGGAGGUGCAGUGGACGCAGGAGGACGCGGCGGAGGAGGCAGCAGAGGACGCACUGACGGGCAAGGUGCCGCAAUACCGCCGCCUCAUCUCCAUCCCGGGCGGCAAGCUCAAGGGCGGCAGCGUGGAGGAGGGGCUGAGCGCGGGGCAUGGCGAGGGGGUGCGGCGCAUCUCACUGUCCGAGACGCAGCUCGCCACCGCUGCACGCUCCUCGCCCCACCUGCUGCUCAGGUUCACACAGCGCCAUCUGCUGCGCAUCUACCCGUUCGGCCUGCGAGUCACGUCAUCCAACUACAACCCCAUGCAGGCGUGGCUGCACGGGGCGCAGAUGGUGGCGAUGAACAUGCAGGGGUACGGCCGCCCGCUGUGGCUCGUGCACGGCUUCUUCCGUGCCAAUGGUGCCUGUGGCUAUGUCAGAAAACCCGCCUGCCUCAUGGGGGCAGUUGAGGGGCAAGCGGAGGGGCAGGCGGAGGGGCAGGCGAGGGAGGGCGGGGGCGGGGGGCAGGAGAGUGUGCCGUACAACCCCCAGGCAGUGCGUCCUGUGGAGCUCUUUCUAAGGGUGCAUGUGAUCCUGGGCACGGGGUGGUACACUCGCUUCUCCCACAACAACUUUGAUGCUGGCAGGCCCAGCCUGCUGUGCCGGGUGGCAGUGGAGGGGGCGCCGGCCGACGUGGGGGAGAGGCGGCUGGACAUUCGGGUGGGAGAGUGGAACCCUUGCUGGGACGACACGCCGCUGCUCUUCCCCCUCACCCUCCCCCACCUCGCCCUCCUCUGUUUCGAGGUCAAAGUGCUCGGCCUUUCGUCGUCCUGCUACCCAUUCUUUGACUAUCUGUUUGAGAAGAAUCUGUAUCAGGACGACUUUGGAGGGCAGGUGGUGCUGCCGGUGAUGGGCCUGCGGCCUGGCUUCCGGUGUGUGCCGCUGUACGACCGCAAGGGCCGGCCCAUGGCCGGGGAGCAAGGCGACGAGGCAGAUGGGCCCAGGCUGCUGUGCCAGUUUGAGCUGCUGAAACCAGGGGAGGAGAAGGAACCACAGGAUAGGGUUCCCAAGUCGUCCACUUGGACGGGAGGAGCUGCUAGCAGCAAGAUAGGCAUCCAUGCAUUGUCCAACAGGCGUCGGGGGAGACAUCUCUCGUUUGCCUCGCUUCUGAGCCCUGGCAUCGUUGCUCCGCUGGAGAAGCGAGCACCGCCUCGAGGGGGGGCUCUGGCGGUGAAAGCCGCUGCCGCAGAUGGUGCUGAUGCGGAUGGCGCGGGUGCGGGAGCGGGCGAGGCAGCAGCCCCGCGGGUGGGCGCGGUGCUGUUCGACAUGGACGGCGUGCUGUGCGACAGCGAGGACCCCUCGCGAGAAGCUGCAGUAGCGCUCUUCGCGGAGAUGGGCGUGACUGUGACGGCUCAAGACUUCGUGCCCUUCAUGGGAACAGGUGAAGCCAGCUUUCUUGGCGGUGUGGCGCGGGUGUAUGGAGUGGAGGGGUUUGACACGGACAAGGCCAAGAAGAGAUUCUUCGAGAUCUACAUUGACCGGUUCGCGCGCCCCAAUUCAGGCAUUGGUUUCCCCGGUGCGCUCAAGCUAGUGGAGGAGUGUCGGGCGGCAGGCUUGAGGACGGCUGUGGCGUCCAGUGCGGACCGAGUGAAGGUGGACGCCAACCUUGCAGCUGCAGGCAUCCCACAAGACAGGUUUGACGCCAUCGUAUCGGCGGACAAGUUUGAGCGCCUCAAGCCGGCGCCCGACAUCUUUUUCGCCGCCGCCAAGGAGCUGGGCGUCCCCACGGAUCAGUGUGUGGUGAUUGAAGAUGCUCUCGCGGGCGUGCAGGCAGCCACAGCUGCUGGCAUGAGGUCCAUAGCCGUGACCACCACCCUGUCAGCCGCCAGCCUUGCCGCUGGCCGCCCCGCUCUCAUUCGUCGAGACAUCGCUGACAUCAGCGUGGCUGACAUCACCUCUCUGCGCUACCCCCAAGAUGAAGAUGACGGCUCAUGUGGCGUUGCUGCCACGGCUGCCACAGCUGAUGCAGCAUCACUGUCCCUGCCUGAUGAGGCAGGCGCAUCAGGGGAGAGCAAGGGGCUGUGGGCGUCCAUAGACGAGCCUCUUCCCCUGCCGGGAGGCGUGAGGGUGACGCGGCGGGACGCCAUGCGCUACAGCAGCCUGGCCAUGGGGCUCGCCACCACCGCCUUCACUCUCGACAACCUCAAGGCCUUCUCAUACGCGUCCCCCAAGGCGCUGCUCAACAUGCUCACGGGCACGGCCGUGCCGCCCGCCAAUGCGGCGGGGCCACGUGGGCUCGUGAAGUACAUCCAGCAGCUGGACCGCAGUGGUGCGGCUGACCUGGUGCCGGACUUUGAGCCGCGCCUGCAGUGGCUCAACAGCGCCCCCCUCUCCUUCGACCGCGAGCUGCGCGGCAAGGUGGUGCUGCUGGACUUCUGGACGUACUGCUGCAUCAACUGCAUGCACGUCCUGCCAGACCUCGCCGCCCUCGAAAAGAAAUACGAGGGCCAGCCGGUGGUGGUGGUGGGCGUGCACUCUGCCAAGUUUGACAAUGAGAAGGACCUGCCGGCCAUCCGCAAUGCCGUGCUCAGAUACGAUGUCGCCCACCCGGUGGUGAACGACGGCGACAUGCUCAUGUGGAGGGCACUGGGCGUGUCAUCGUGGCCCACACUGGCCCUCGUGGCGCCCACAGGGCGGCUCAUCGCCAUGGUACCAGGGGAGGGCAACAGACAGCUGUUUGACGACCUGAUAGCCGCCUCCCUCGAGUACUACGGCGCCAAGGGCGCGCUCAGUGACGCGCCCAUCCCGGUGGCGCUGGAGCGCAGCAGGGACCAGCGUGUGGUGGCGUCGCCACUGCGCUUCCCCGGCAAGCUGGCGUCGGACCUGGCCAACGGGCGCCUCUUCAUCUCCGACUCCAACCACCACCGCAUCGUGGUGACGGACCUGCAAGGGAACUUCCUGGCGCAGAUAGGAGGGGCGGGCGAUGGGCUGGUGGAUGGGUCGUUCGAGACGGCUCAGUUCAACAGGCCUCAGGGCGUGGCGUAUGAUCCUUCUCGGAACCUUCUGUUUGUGGCGGACACGGAGAAUCAUGCCCUGCGGCAAGUGGACCUGGUGGCCGAGACGGUGACCACGGUGGCAGGGGAUGGGCGCAAGGGGCAGGACUACAAGGGCGGGGCCAGGGGUAGAGAACAGGCGCUGAACUCGCCGUGGGACGUGGAGCUCACAGCAGACAGGGCGGCAGUCAUGGUGGCCAUGGCGGGGCAGCAUCAGAUCUGGCGAUUUGAUAUCGACACGGGGCGAUGCGUGGUGUUCAGCGGGUCAGGCUAUGAGAGGAACCAGAAUGGCCGAAUGGGCUCUGACACGGCGUAUGCGCAGCCAUCAGGGCUGUCCCUGGCGCCAGGCGGCAGUGAGAUGUAUGUGGCGGACAGUGAGAGCAGUGCACUGAGAGCACUCAAUCUGCAGACGGGGGGCUCCAGACUCAUCGCCGGGGGCGAUGCCAACUUCGCUGAGAACCUUUUCAAGUUUGGUGACCGCGACGGCUCUGCAUCCAGAGCUCUCCUGCAGCAUCCACUUGGCACGCUCUCAUUGGACGAUGGCACGGUGCUUGUUGCUGACUCAUACAACCACAAGAUCAAGCUGGUGGAUCCGGCUCGUGGCUCUGUCGUCACCCUCGCAGGCACCGGCUCAGCUGGUUUCAGAGACGGGCCGGGAUUACAGGCACAGCUCUCAGAGCCAGCAGGCCUGGCACAUGGUCCAGAUGGCACGGUACUCAUUGCCGACACCAACAACAGCCUCAUUCGCUGCCUGCACCUCCCAUCCGCCUCCUCCCCCACCGCCCUGCUCUCCACGCUCGACCUCUCCUCCCUCCCCCCUCCCCCCGCUGCCUCCUCCUCAACUCAGCGGCGGCGCCUGCGGAGGCGGCAGAAGGCGGACGAGCAGGUGGUGGAGGUGGCGCCAGUGGCAGCCGCCAGGGGCACGCUGCAGCUCGCUCUCUCCAUCCCGGCCGACUACCACUUCACUGCUGGUGCCACGAGCAAGUACAGUGUGGAGCUGCCAGAAGCAGGGAGGGCAGUGACAGUCACACCGCAGGCCGGUGACCUCACUCUAUCGGGCUCACUCGCCCUCGCCUCACUGGACUUCACUCAGGAAGAAGCGGUUGACAGCAGCGGCAGCUCGGUGGUGCAGGUCCACUGCAAGGUGUACUACUGCCAGCAGGACGACCUGUGUCUGUACAAGGCUGUCAACUUCAAGAUUCCAUUCACUCCCUCUGCAGCAGAGGAAGCACAGGACGUGCAGCUGUCAUUUGACAUCACCCCUGCCCCUGCAGGCAAGGCUCUGCUGCCAACAGCAUGA